GCCAACAACACAGGAUUUAUGUGGGAAAAUGCCAAACAAUUUCGGGCAAUGAAUUUGUUUCUGGAGCACAGGUAUUACGGAGAGUCUGUGCCCUUUGGCAAAGUUGAUAAAAAUUUAACCAAAAUCGGCUAUUUAUCAAUGGAUCAGGCUUUGGCCGAUUUCGCAGACUUUAUACAGUAUAUAAAGGCUACAAUUCCGGGUGCCGUGAAUAGUCCGGUUGUGGUUUUUGGUGGCAGUUAUGGCGGCAUGCUGGCCUCUGCGUUUAGACUCAAGUACCCGGGGCUUAGUGUGGGUGCCAUAGCCGCCAGUGCGCCCAUACUUGCGGUGCAAGGCCUAACCAAGAGCUGUUCCGGUUUCCCAUUGGUUGAAACCAAAGACUUUACAGAAUAUUCUGCAAAUUGUUCGCAAACAAUCAAGAAUUCGUGGACAGCCAUCGAACGCAUAGUCGGCACAGUCGACGGACGCAAGUGGUUGACCAACGAGUUUAAGUUAUGCAAAGAGUUGGCCGCCGGUGAGGGGUAUCGGGUGUCCCAAUGGCUAGACACCGCGUGGGCCAAUACUGCGAUGGUUGACUACUCAAACGCCGCCACCUUUUUGUCCGAUUUACCCGCGUAUCCAAUGCGCGAAAUGUGCAAACAAAUGACAAAUCCGGGCGCCGAUGACCGGGGGCUACUCAGUCAGGUGCAUAAGGCGGCCAACAUCUACUAUAACUAUACCGGGCAUUCAAAAUGCUGCGAUUUGGUGGCCUCCACAGGACUCGUCGACAUGACUGUCUGGGGCUUUCAGUCGUGCACUGAUAUAGUGCUGCCCUUCUGUGCCAACGGGAAGACUAUGUUUGAACCGUUCGACUUCGACUUUAAGGCGUUUUCUGACCAAUGCUUUGGUGAGUAUGGCGUCCGUCCGGACCCUCGGAAAGCUAUGAUGCUUUGGGAGAACCGAUCCCUUCGGAGCGCAACAAACUUGAUAUUUAGCAACGGUUUGCGCGACCCGUGGAGUAGUGGCGGAGUAUUGGACUCACUGUCCGAUUCGGUGAUAGCGUUGACGAUCAGUCACGGCUGUCAUCACGAAGACCUCCGGCCCGCAGGCGUUAACGACACACAAAAGCUCAUUAAUGUCCGCAAUCAAGAGAAACAAUAUAUGAAACAAUGGAUUGAAGAGCAUUACAUCAAAUUGAAUUACUUUCCUAAUGAAUGGCUUAAUUAAUUAUAAAUAAACUGUUGUGCAAAUAUAUGUUUU
Medioppia subpectinata is the source of this 1236-nucleotide messenger RNA. NCBI's taxonomy places the organism in Eukaryota, Metazoa, Arthropoda, Arachnida, Sarcoptiformes, Oppiidae. The record is from the annotation of a GenBank genome assembly.